This is a messenger RNA of Scaptodrosophila lebanonensis, 625 nucleotides long. RefSeq names its product ubiquitin-fold modifier-conjugating enzyme 1 (gene Ufc1). Lineage: Eukaryota; Metazoa; Arthropoda; Insecta; Diptera; Drosophilidae. The transcript has 3 exons. The coding region runs from base 44 to 538 and encodes 164 amino acids. Gene Ontology annotation, cellular component: cytoplasm. Gene Ontology annotation, molecular function: UFM1 conjugating enzyme activity. Gene Ontology annotation, biological process: protein K69-linked ufmylation. The record is from RefSeq and is a predicted model, not a curated record.
UCACGUAAAUAAGUGAAACUUUUGUAGCCACAAGUAAUCGACGAUGGUAGAUGAUAGCACAAGAAAAACAUUAAGCAGCAUACCCCUGCUGCAGACCCGGGCCGGCCCUCGCGACAAAGAUAUUUGGGUGCAGAGGCUGAAGGAGGAAUAUCAGGCUCUAAUUAAGUAUGUGGAAAAUAACAAACAAUCUGGCAGCGACUGGUUCCGCUUGGAGUCGAACAAAGAAGGCACCAAGUGGUUCGGCAAGUGCUGGUACAUGCACAAUCUGUUGAAAUAUGAGUUCGAGGUGGAAUUCGACAUUCCUGUAACCUAUCCAGCAACGGCGCCGGAACUGGCGCUGCCCGAGCUGGAUGGCAAAACAGCCAAGAUGUAUCGCGGUGGCAAGAUCUGCCUGACCGACCAUUUCAAGCCAUUGUGGGCUCGUAAUGUGCCAAAAUUUGGAAUAGCACAUGCCAUGGCGUUGGGCCUGGCACCCUGGCUGGCGGUUGAGAUUCCUGAUCUAAUCGAGAAAGGAAUCAUUACGUAUAAGGAGAAAUGAACAAUAUUUGGCAUUUAUGACUACUGAUUAGAUGAAAAAGUAAUGUUAAACAAUGGAUCAAAUGCAGUCUGGAUGCAAUACAAGUCA